Molecule: messenger RNA, 522 nt
Organism: Drosophila navojoa
Lineage: Eukaryota; Metazoa; Arthropoda; Insecta; Diptera; Drosophilidae
Product: putative peptidyl-tRNA hydrolase PTRHD1
Molecular function (GO): peptidyl-tRNA hydrolase activity
Source: RefSeq, a predicted model, not a curated record
UUGCCUGACCGACCGCCACAAUUGAACAGCAUACAUGCCUUGAACUAUAUGUAAACGGAGUCUGGCCGCUAAGCGCAUUGCUGAAAGGAUUUUCACUCUAAUGGCCAACAUAGUCCAAUAUAUUGUGGUGCGUAGUGACUUGCGUAGCACCCUCAACUGGCCACUGGGUGCAGUGAUUGCGCAAUGCUGCCAUGCAACGGCCGCUGUCAUGAGCGUCCACGCUGACGACGAGGACACGCAGGCAUAUCUCAAGGAUCUGGAUAACAUGCACAAAGUGGUGCUGGAGGCCAAGGAUGAGGCGGCGCUGCUAAAGCUAAGCGAAAAACUAAAAGAGAACGAGAUCAAGCACAAACUCUGGAUCGAGCAGCCAGAGAAUAUACCGACCUGUGUAGCACUCAAACCCUACGUCAAGGAUGUGGUACACAAAUAUGUGAAGCAUCUGAAACUAUUAAAGUAAACAACUUUAGCUUAGAUACCAGCAUUUAGCAUUUAUAUAUAACAAUAAAUAUAUUAUGUGUUUGC